Messenger RNA from Penicillium angulare, 1218 nucleotides. RefSeq lists its product as uncharacterized. The record is from RefSeq and is a predicted model, not a curated record. Bases 1 to 1218 code for a protein of 405 amino acids. The transcript is spliced from 11 exons. NCBI's taxonomy places the organism in Eukaryota, Fungi, Ascomycota, Eurotiomycetes, Eurotiales, Aspergillaceae. Gene Ontology annotation, molecular function: monooxygenase activity; heme binding; oxidoreductase activity, acting on paired donors, with incorporation or reduction of molecular oxygen.
AUGUCCGAACUGACUUUCUGGCCGCCGAGGCUGAAAGCAAAUAUCGCCAAACUUGAUUUCAUUCAAAUAUGUAUCGUCUUCCUUUUGGGGCUAACUGCCCUAUCGACUCUGUUCAAUCUCUACUUUCACCCUCUCCGAAAAUUCCCAGGUCCAUUUUUCGCACGUUCCUCGAACCUUUGGGGCCGGUACCAAAACAUGCAUGGACAAAAGUCGCAUAGCAUUCAUGCGUCUCACCGUGUAUAUGGCCCCGUGGUGCGCAUUGCACCCAAUACAUUAUCUUUCUCAAGACCAGCUGCCGUGCGUGACAUAUAUACAUCCAAGAACAAGUUUGUUAAAGAGGAGAGCUUCUAUCGCGCGAAAAGAAUAUUCCGUGAGAACCAUCUACUCAGCUUCCGUGAUCCCGAGGCACACCAUCAACGACGGAAACUGUUGUCUCGUGGAUUUUCUCAGGCCGCACUUGUUGAGUUUGAACCAAAUAUCAUCUCGAAAAUCAACACACUGCUUGACCAGUGGUCUACCCUCACAUUGGAAAAUUCAGUAGUCGACGUGUAUCCCUGGGUUCAUAUGCUAGGAUUCGAUACCAUAUAUAAUUUGAUGUUUGAUGUCGACCCUGGAACAUUGAAAUCUGGCAAAGAACACACUAUUAUGCCUUGGCUUCGGUCGUGGCGUCCGACCUACAUCUACGAGCAUAUUUCCGUGAUGUACAGAAGUGGAAAGAGGGCCACUGGGACCAAGACACCAUUUUUGAGCAAGGUACUCCACGAUAAUGAUGGGUUCCUCGGUCGUCCUCUUACUGCAUCAGAACUCGCAGAGGAAUGCAUGGGAGGAAUGUUUGGUGGAAGUGGUACAACUGCGACGACUUUUGUCUACCUUCUAUGGGCUGUUCUGCAACGGCCGGAUGUUGUGCAGAAGUUGCAAAGUGAACUUGAUGCUGCAUUUCCUGACGACCAACCCCCUGACUCCGUGAAAUGCGGCAAAUUACCCUAUCUACAAGCUGUUUUGAAUGAGACACUACGUGUUUAUCCUGCUACCAUUGCUGUGUUGCCGCGGACUGCGACCGUGGACACCAUCGUUGAUGGCAUUCCCAUUCCCCAAGGGACAAAUGUUGCCACUCAGAAUUUGACAAUUCAUCGCGAUCCACAAACUUUUGAGAAUCCCGAUUCCUUCAUUCCGGAGAGAUGGAUUGAAGCCUGGCUGAAAUGGAACUUCGGCUCCUAA